CUUAAGGCAGGGCCGGCCAAACUCAAGCCAGCUGCAGAGCAGGCUCGACUUUCCGCUAGCCAGUUGUGACGUCACAUGUAAAUAAACAAUGAGAAGACAACAUGGCGUCUACCAGAGGAAGGUGCGUAUUCUGAAGUGCCUCAUGCAGAGGUUUGACGUUAUUAUUACUUGUUAUGAUUAGUAAUGGCUGUGCACAUGUGCUACAGGUAUUUGUGUGCACAAUUAUAUAUAACAUUUGGUUUGUCAGUUGCAUGCAGUGUUUCAUAGUCAGGUUCAAAUAUUGUGUUGAAGGUUCCAUGUUUCUGCUGCCUUAAAAAGGACUUUGGGAGAGGUUAGGUCUGCUGGUCUGUCAAAUUGAAAAACAAAAUGGGUUUCCUGAAUGUGAAAUAACUUGAUCCAAGUAGAUAGGUGAGUUGUCUAUCUCUUAUUAAUCACAGCAAUUUUUGAAUAAACGAAUGUCAAAAUAAUUAAAAGCACAGUAAUACAAAUCUAAUGUUACCAGGAGAAAUAAAUCACUCCUAUAAAAAUAAUUUAGGCCAACCUAACUCCCAAAAUAACCAGAAUUCUUGAAGCUGAUAUACCUCUAAGUUUUAGCUGAUAACCAUUCCCAUUCCUAAACUAAUUUCGGCACCUAUACACCCAGAAGAGUUUUGUACCUUCCAUUUUCAAAUGACAUUUAUGAAUAUGGCUCAAUACCCAUUCUUUACAGUUUCGUGUGUCCAGUUUGUGAUACACCGUAUGAGCAACAGUCGCAGGCAGAAGUGUGUAUUGCAUCGCAUUUUGGACAGGGUUUUGUAACUCCUCUCACCCAUGAAGAAGAUAGAAGUAAAAAGGUACUCCUGUGGUCGCUGCAACACAGUGUAUGAUAGUGAAGACCGGGCGUCACUGUGUUUUGCACGUCAUCUUGCACAAGAUGUCUGGAAUGCAACAGAAUCCAGUGAAAUGGAUUCAACCCCUAUAGACUCACAGUUGCAUACCAGUACAUCAGAACAGUACAGUGGCCAGCGGCAAACACCGUGGACAGAAGAUACUGUCGACAUACUGCUGAGAGCUGUGAGGGAUGCAUUCCCACGUUUGGAUGGGAAGCUGGAGAAGAGAGACCGUGUGUGGCGUGACAUUUUUGCUGUUGUUUCAUCUCAACCUCAUCAUGUGGAUUUAUUAACAUUAGUGGUCCCUGGGGCUACUAUGCAACAGUGUAAAGUGAAGUGGAAAAAUUUAAGGUAUGCCUUCAUGCGUUAUAUUGAAAACAUGAAGACAACAGGAGCUCGUAAACUGCAUGUACCCCAGGGAUACGAUCUUCUUUAUUCAUUCCUUGGUGAACGACCCAUCACACACCCUAGAACUGAGAGGUGUGGCCUUGAGAAUGAACAAUUACGUGAUGCUCUAGUUACAGGAACCACAACUAUCAAGACUGUAACUCCUGUUGCAGGAGCCUCAGGUGUCAGCAGGAUUGUCACUAAUGUUGCAGGACCAUCAGGUGUCAGCAGAGCUGACACUCCUGUUGCAGGACCAUCAGGUGUCAGCAGGAUUGUCACUCCUGUUGCAGGACCAUCAGGUGUCAGCAGGGCUGACACUCCUGUUGCAGGACCAUCAGGUGUCAGCAGGAUUGUCACCCAGUUGCAGGACCAUCAGGUGUCAGCAGAGCUGACACUCCUGUUGCAGGACCAUCAGGUGUCAGCAGAGCUACCACUCCUGCAUCAAUGUCUGAUCCUGAUGACCCGCCACCAUUAUUAA
Molecule: messenger RNA, 1734 nt
Organism: Portunus trituberculatus (swimming crab)
Lineage: Eukaryota; Metazoa; Arthropoda; Malacostraca; Decapoda; Portunidae
Exons: 5
Coding region: 811-1734 (307 amino acids)
Source: RefSeq, a predicted model, not a curated record